CUGACGUCUCUAUUUGGCUUUGCGCAAGUUGAAGCGCCCCUAGAAAAACGGAGUAGAGCAGUGGUUCGCAUGUGCAGUGCACUCCAAUCGUUCAUACUCGGAGGAUAGAAAGAAUAACGGCAACACCCAAUCUAGACUGGUUACGGGUGACUUUAUCAAUCGGCAAGAGUCUUGGUUUAGUCCGAUUAAAUUCAGCCACAGACGCUUUGCGUCGGAGAGGUCGUAUUUAAGAGAACAGAGAUAAGAAGUAGGCUACUUUUUACCUUUAAAACAUCGCCUUUACUAGCAAAACUCGGAGAUGAACGCAACUUUACAACAUAGCUGUGAAACUUGAUCUAAACCGUUCUAAAUGUUAGCACGUGACGCAUCCUGCGUUUGAGAACACCUGGAAUACGACUUGAAAGGAUAAGCAAUUCAACCAUGUAAACAACAUUGAUAUUGAUGGGUAUUGAAUAAAAUGGAUGGGCGUCAAUUUGUUAUUUUUGAUUCGGAGUAACUUUGAUUCUAAUGGACGCAAGCCGACACUGCAGGUGACAGGUCUGUUUUUGGACGGGUGACUCUUCUACCCACCCUCACUCCACCACCACCCUGCCAGCCGCAUAGACCCCUCCCCCUGGCUGUGAGCGGCCAGCACCCCCGGCCGCACCAAUGUAUCAGGAAGUGGCCUUCCUCGCGGGCAGCACCGAUCACCAGUUCACCACAUUCCACUUCAAGCACCCGAAGAACCUGCACGAGAUCACCACCAACAAGGGGGUCUUCUACAAGAGGGCCAAGCUCCUGGGCCAGGAUGAGGACCUGUACCGACUCCCUCCCCGCACGGAGGCCGGCCGCGGCGGUGGCCGCGGCAGCUCGGCCAUCAUCAACGUGGGGGGCAUCAAGUACCGCAUCCCCUGGACCACCCUGGACGAGUUCCCCCUCACCCGGCUGGGCAAGCUGAAGAGCUGCCACAACCACGAGGAGAUCAUGGACGUGUGCGACGACUACGACGUCAGCCGCAACGAGUUCUUCUUCGACCGCAAUCCCAGUGCCUUCCGGACCAUCGUGACCUUCCUGGCAGCGGGGAAGCUCCGCCUCCUGCGGGAGAUGUGCGCCCUCUCCUUCCAGGAGGAGCUGCUGUACUGGGGUGUGGAGGAGGGCAGCCUGGAGUGGUGCUGCCUCCGCAAGCUGCGCCUCCGCCAGGAGGAGCACCGGGAGGCGCAGCGGGAGGACGCCGAGCUGUCGUCCCUGCCCGGCGACGACCAGGCGCCCAGCACCUGCUCGGACGAGGGCCGCGGGGCAGGCUGCAUGAGGCGGCUCAGGGACAUGGUGGAGAACCCCCACUCGGGCCUCCCCGGGAAGAUCUUCGCCUGCCUGUCCGUCAUCUUCGUGGUCAUCACCGCCGUCACCCUCUGCGUCAGCACCAUGCCGGACCUGCGGGCCGAGGAGGAGAGCGGCAAGUGCACUCAGAGAUGCCACAACAUCUUUGUGCUGGAGACGGUGUGUGUGGGCUGGUUCUCCCUGGAGUUCCUGCUGCGCUUCAUCCAGACGCAGAGCAAGUGCGUCUUCCUGCGCACCCCGCUCAACAUCAUCGACAUGGUGGCCAUCCUGCCCUACUACAUCACGCUCAUAGUGGACUCGCUGUCCAUGCGGGAGAAGCCGGCCGGCUCGGGGAACAACUACCUGGAGAAGGUGGGGCUGGUGCUGCGGGUGCUCCGGGCCCUGAGGAUCUUCUACGUGAUGCGGCUGGCCCGCCACUCGCUGGGCCUGCAGACGCUGGGGCUGACGGUGCGCCGCUGCACCCGCGAGUUCGGCCUGCUGCUGCUCUUCCUCUGCGUCGCCAUGGCGCUCUUCUCCCCGCUGGUCUUCCUGGCGGAGAGCGAGAUGGGCGACAAGCAGGCGUUCACCAGCAUCCCCGGCAGCUACUGGUGGGCCGUCAUCUCCAUGACCACGGUGGGCUACGGGGACAUGGUGCCGCGGAGCAUCCCCGGCCAGGUGGUGGCGCUCAGCAGCAUCCUGAGCGGGAUCCUGCUCAUGGCCUUCCCCGUCACCUCCAUCUUUCACACCUUCUCGCGCUCCUACGUGGAGCUGAAGGAGGAGCAGUGCCGGGCGUCCCGGCAUAAGCCCGACUCGCAGGACAGCACCAAGUCCCAGAACAGCGAGGACUCCCAGGAGACGGACCACGCCUACCCGGCCGCGCUGGAGGCCGCCGUGCACAGGAAGUCCGUCGCCAUGGCGUCGCAGAAAGCCCUGGAGAGCAGGAGAUCCCUAAAGCCCUAACGCCAAACAACCCCCCCCCCACCCCACAACCCCACGUGGAGGAGGCACUGGAUUUGCAAGUGCCGCUACUUUGGGGGGCUACAGCUUAUCAGCAUCUUGCGCUGUACAGCCAUUUGGCCAAGCUUUCACACAAAAAAAAAAAAAGCGUGUGGGACAUCUGUGGAGAAGGACCUUUCCCUAAGAGGCCAGUUGAAGAGUUGUUUUUACAGACGUUUUUCAGUUGAAUCGACAGAGUAUAUGGAUAAUGACUUGGUGAAAUGUUACAGCCUGUCCCCGCGCUUUAAGCAGAAGUAUGGCUCUACAGCACAGUGGAGAGCAUCGAGGAAAAGUUUUGACAAAUAUUUGCUCUGCUGCUUUUUAGAAGCCUAUUGUAUAAGAACUUGGAAAAAAAAAAUGCUCAAAAAUUCUCAUUUUGGUAUGUCUGCAAUGAACUGCAAUAAGGGAACAGUUCUGCAGGGAACUGUACACAAUUGAAAUAUUUACUAAUUUUUCUGUAUGGUUUGCUUCUAGAUUCAGUAGACUCAGGUACAGCUGGUUUUAAUAAAUGUAAUGAACAUGCCAAAUAUGUCCUCUUGUGUAUUGUGGCGUACAGCCAUAUCAUUUGCAUUGCUACACACGGAAUGUUUAAAAUUGGCUGACAGCGAGACCAGGAAACACACUGCAUGAUUCUUCUGCAAAGUGCAGUAGCUCUUACUUCUCAGCCUACUUAAUUUACUAAAAUAAUAUUCAUA
Messenger RNA from Anguilla rostrata (American eel), 2987 nucleotides. It is a transcript of the gene kcng2, whose product is annotated as potassium voltage-gated channel, subfamily G, member 2. The record is from RefSeq and is a predicted model, not a curated record. Gene Ontology annotation, molecular function: voltage-gated potassium channel activity. Gene Ontology annotation, cellular component: voltage-gated potassium channel complex; membrane. Lineage: Eukaryota; Metazoa; Chordata; Actinopteri; Anguilliformes; Anguillidae. The coding region runs from base 649 to 2256 and encodes 535 amino acids. Gene Ontology annotation, biological process: protein homooligomerization; potassium ion transmembrane transport. The transcript has 3 exons.